Molecule: messenger RNA, 6375 nt
Organism: Anoplophora glabripennis (Asian longhorned beetle)
Lineage: Eukaryota; Metazoa; Arthropoda; Insecta; Coleoptera; Cerambycidae
Gene: msps
Product: protein mini spindles
Exons: 24
Coding region: 130-6000 (1956 amino acids)
Biological process (GO): mitotic spindle organization; centrosome duplication; microtubule polymerization
Cellular component (GO): spindle pole; centrosome; microtubule plus-end
Molecular function (GO): microtubule plus end polymerase activity; microtubule plus-end binding
Source: RefSeq, a predicted model, not a curated record
AUUGUGCUACAUAUUUUAACAUCCCUAUUGGGUAUUGGGGAAAAGUGAACAGUGAAUCAUCUACUGGUUCUGUUAUAUUUGACAUGUCUAUGUUAUUAAUUUGAUUUCCAUAUACAGGUUUUUUCUAUAAUGGAAGACGAGGAAUAUAAAAAACUCCCUAUAGAGGAGAAAUGUGUGCAUAAAUUAUGGAAGGCAAGAGUUAAUGGAUAUGAAGAAGUCACAAAGCUUUUUAGACAAAUCGAUGAUGAAAAAUCUCCAGAAUUUAGUAAAUAUCUUGGAUUGGUAAAAAAAUUUGUAACAGACAGCAAUGCAAUGGGCCAAGAAAAAGGUUUGGAAGCUACAUUGGCAUAUGUCGAGAACUAUGCUUUAGCUGGUAAAACUGUAUCAGAGGUUAUGUCGGGAGUUGUAGCAAAAUGCAUCGCGGCUCCAAAAGCUAGGACGAGAGAACUGGCAUUACAAGUUACACUGAUGUAUAUUGAAAUAGAGAAAUAUGAAGCUGUGCAAGAAGAAUUGAUCAGAGGAAUGGAACAGAAGAAUCCAAAAAUUGUCACAGCUUGUAUCAAUGCAUGUACAGUUGCCCUGAGAGAAUUUGGUUCUAAAGUAAUCAGUGUAAAACCAUUAUUGAAAAAAAUUAGUACCCUAUUUGCAGACAGAGAUAAAGGAGUUAGAGAUGAAGCCAGGCAUAUGGUUGUAGAAAUGUAUAGAUGGAUUGGUGCCGCUUUAAGACCACAAUUACAAGCAGCCAAUCUCCAGCCAGUGCAAAUUACAGAACUUGAAACAGAAUUCUCAAAAAUAGAGGGACAAAAAGCAUCACCUACAAGAUACAUUAGAUCUCAGCAAGAAAAGCAGGCCAAAAUUGCUGCGGAAACUGUUCAGGACAAUGGAGAGGAAGAUGUGGAAGAGGAUGAGGUGCCUCAAGAAAUCGACCCUUAUGAACUUGCCGCACCUGUUGAUAUUUUAUCAAAAUUACCAAAAGAUUUUUGUGAAAAGCUUGAAGCUAAAAAGUGGCAGGAACGAAAGGAGGUUCUAGAAAUAUUAGAAAAUUUGUUGAAAACACCAAAACUCGAAAACGGUGAUUACGGAGACGUAGUCAGAGCUUUGAAAAAGAUCGUUCAAAAAGACUCCAAUGUUGUAUGUGUAGCUCUAGCCGGGCGGUGUAUAGCCAGCCUUGCCACCGGUUUAAAGAAGAGGUUCCAAACUUAUGCAGGUUUUUGCGUACCAGCUUUAUUAGAAAAGUUUAAAGAGAAAAAGCAGAAUGUUGUUACUGCCCUAAGAGAUGCCAUCGAUGCAGUUUAUCUCACAACCACUUUUGAAACUAUCCUGGAAGACGUACUGGAAGCCCUGAAUAACAAAAACCCUUCCGUCAAAAUCGAAACGUCCCUCUUUUUGGCACGAGCUUUUACUAAAACAUCACCGGCUACAAUGAACAAAAAAUUAUUGAAAGCUAUAACUGCAGUGCUUACAAAGACAAUCAAUGAGUCAGACCCUGCUGUAAGAGAGUCUUCAGCCGAAGCCAUAGGAACAUUGAUGAAAUUAGUUGGAGAGAAGGCUAUUGGACCGUUUUUGGUAGAGUUAGAAAAAGAUAACUUAAAAAUGUCGAAGAUUAAAGAGAAUUGCGAAAAAGCCGUAAUCACUGUAAAAAUACCCGGAGCAAAGAAGGAGAGACCUACAACUGCCCCUGCUAAAGUCGCACAGGUCAAGACUGUCAACACAAGGGCAGGUGCGAAAAAAGCGGCAGAAAAUGCGAAUGCGGCAAUUAAAAGGAAACCUGAAAUUUCCUCAGGAUCUGCGACAGUGGUAAGAUCCAAGGGGGGGAAAGGUGGUGCAAAGGCCGCUAUACAAAAUAUAGAAAGGGAACUUUCCGAGGAGGACGUUGAUGAGAUUAUUUCCGGAAUGCUGAACGCAAGUAUCGUGGGAGAGAUAGCAAGUGCGAACUGGAAAAGCAGACUGGCGGCAACCGAGCAGAUCAUAACAGAAAUUCAAACGUUAGACUCAAAAUCUGUGCCGACACAAGCUCUAGUAAAGUUCAUUGGGAAGAAACCGGGAUUGAAAGAUACAAAUUUUCAAGUGCUCAAGGCCAAGUUAGACAUAGUCAAAUACCUAGCGGAAAACUGUACGUUUUCUAUUACAACGGCGAACUGUUGUGUUACUGAGAUAUCGGAAAAGUUUUCCGAUUCGAAAAAUGGCGGCACUGUGGCAGAAACGUUAACGGCGAUAGCCGAGGCUACAACUUUUGGUCAGAUAUCUGGGAUGGUUUUAGAUUUUGCUUUCACCCAAAAGAGCCCUAAGGUGCAACAAGAAGCCUUGCUUUGGCUGUCCGGAGCCAUGAAAGAAUUUGGUUUUUCUAAUUUAAAUGUUAAAUCAUUAAUUGAUAAUUCAAAAAAGGCAUUAGCAUCUACCAAUCCAGGUGUACGACAGGCAGCUAUCACAUUAUUGGGAACGAUGUACCUUUACAUGGGUGCCACAUUAAACGUAUUUUUCGAAAAUGAGAAACCCGCUUUACGCGAUCAAAUUAACGCUGAAUGCGACAAAUAUGAAGGCGAAAAACCUCCACCUCCAACAAGGGGCGUUAUAAAAUCGGCGAGUUCAAACAGCCUCGAUGCUGUAGAGGAUGACGAUGCACAGGAACAAGAAACUGUAAAUGUGCAAGAUCUAGUCCCAAGGGUUGAUAUAAGCAAUCAAAUAACCGAAGCCAUUUUGAAUGAUCUCGCUGAUAAGAACUGGAAAGUGCGGAAUGAGGUUCUGACGAAAAUCAGCACGAUAGUGCAAGAUGCUAAAUUUAUAAAGCCCAACUUGGGUGACUUACCGCAGGCCUUAGCCGUACGACUGACGGAUAGUAACGUUAAAAUAGCUCAAUCUGCACUCAACCUCUGUGAAUUGAUCACUAAGGCGAUGGGGCCACCGUGUAAACAGUACAUAAAAGUAUUUUUCCCGGGAAUGUUGCAAGGUCUCGGAGAUAGUAAAAGCAGUACGCGUGCUUGUGCAUUAAAUACCAUUAAUUCAUUUGCUGAACAGUGCGGUUACAAAGAAUUCUUUGAAAAUGAGAUGAUAGGCGACGCACUGAAAUCGGGAUCGCCAACUCUUAGAAUCGAGCUUUGGAAUUGGUUGGCUGAAAACGUACCAAAAAUACCUCCAAAAAGUAUUCCCAAAGACGAGCUCGUCGUCUGUAUGCCUCACUUGUAUAGCAACUUAGAAGACAGGAACGCAGAUGUGCGAAAAAAUGCUCAGGAAGCGAUCUUAGGUAUUAUGAUCCACUUGGGGUACGACAGUAUGGUUAAGCAGACUGAAAAACUCAAGCCCGGUUCCAAAACUGUCAUAAUGGCUGCUCUAGAGAAAGUUCGUCCUAAUCUACCAGCGAAACCGUUGCCUAAGAACAAAUCACCACCGGAAAAAGAGGAUAAAGGCGUACGGGGUACUAAACCCGCUGCAAACUCGAAAAAUGCCGUUAAACCAAAGGGAAAUCUUGCUUCUAAAUCAGCUCCACCUGCCAGCAGAAAGAAGGAAGAAGAUAUAGACACAUCUCCGUUACUAGUUGUAAAUAACUUGAAACACCAAAGAACUAUCGACGAAUCGAAAUUGAAAGUGCUCAAGUGGAACUUUACUCAGCCAAGAGAAGAAUUUGUGGAUCUCUUAAAGGAUCAAAUGUCUUCCGCAAAUGUAAAUAAAACUUUAAUGGGCAACAUGUUCCACAUAGACUUUAGAUAUCACAUAAAAGCAAUAGAAUCUCUAAACGACGACUUAUCAGAAAACGGACACGCUUUGAUGUCGAAUUUAGAUCUCAUAUUGAAGUGGUUGACUUUGCGUUUCUUUGAUACCAAUCCUUCAGUGCUGUUGAAGGGACUUGAGUAUCUGCAUUCUGUGUUUAAUAUGCUCAUAGAAACUGAAUAUCACAUGCUGGAAAAUGAGGCGUCUUCAUUUAUACCGUACUUAGUAUUGAAGAUUGGAGACCCCAAGGAUUCAGUUCGAAAUGGAGUUAAAGCCCUAUUAAACCAAAUAAGCAGAGUCUAUCCGGUCAGCAAAUUAUUCACUUACGUUAUGGAAGGCGUAAAAUCAAAAAAUGCCAGGCAAAGAGCAGAGUGCCUCGAAGUUAUGGGUUCCAUUAUUGAAGAUUAUGGUAUAUCUGUAUGCAUGCCUUCUCCCGGAGCUUGCUUAAAAGAAGUGGCGAAGCAAAUAUCAGAUCGUGACAAUUCCGUUAGAAGCGCAGCCUUGAACUGUGUGGUUCAGGCUUACAACAUUGUAGGGGAGAAAGUGUACAAGAUGGUCGGGAAUAUAUCCGAUAAAGAUAUGUCUCUGUUGGAGGAGAGAAUCAAGAGAUCAAGCCGAAAAACUGUCUCGAAGCCUAAGCCUGAAUUUAAUUCCACAAUAACCAUGACGGCACCUAUUUCACCGCAGAAGGAAAAUUCGUCUCCUAACAGGAGCAGUUACAGUAAUCACAGCAACAGCGAUCAACAGGAGCAGCCUCAAGAAGAUGACUUGGAGGAAGAGGAGAGUCUGCCUCCAGUAACGUUACCUCCUCAGAUAAUACAGGAGCCUCCGAAGGAAGUGGAAGGACCUUUCAAAUUGGAUCCAGUGUUUAUGCAGGAGUUGGACAAUAUUAAAUCGCAAUACAAUAAACCGAAAUUGCUGGAAUUCGAUUUAGAUUUCUUGAAGGACGAUGUCAAAAUUCCAUCGAUAUCCGAUGCAAAAGCGAAGACUACCGCAGUUACUGCCCCCAAACCGAUAGUGUUUAGUGAGGCUAUGUCUAGAUUAAGCAUGAACGUACACAAAAUGCCCGUUCCAAGAGCCCUGGAUCCCACUCUUGAAAGGCUCAUCAAACAGAUGGCCUCCCAACAUGUUACUACGGCUCUGGUGGCUAUGGCUCAGCUACAAGAAAUUAUUCCACAGCCUAGAGGAAAUUCUCUUGCCGAAUACGAGGAUGACUUUAUGAAUUCUCUUAUUACUCAACUCAAAUACUUACAAACCCAAGAUCCAACCCUGGAUGGUACCGUAUCUAAGGUCUAUAGGAAUCUACUAACCCUAAUGGAUACUUUUUACCACAACAAAACGCUUGGCAACCACGUUUCGGUGGCCGUUAUUAAAAAUUUGAUGAAUGAAAUGAUUUCUUUGCUGGUCGAGGAAAAACUCGUUGGUGUUCCUAAUGGGGAUGCUUAUGUGAGAGUGAUCAAUUUACUUUGCGUGAAGAUUAUUGAGAAAUCUGAUCAUACCAACACAAUUUGUGCUUUGGUUAAACUCAUAAACGAAUGCAUAACUAACGACAGUUCUCCACGACACGUCGAUUUGGUCAUGAAAUGCCUAUGGAGGGUUAUUAAGUUGAUGCCAAAUUGGGGCGACGAUAUUGAUUACGAUUCGGUCUUGUUGGAAGUUCAUUACUUCCUUAAGAAGUUUCCCUCGUCGUGGUGGAAAUCUAAGGAGGUUGAUACUCCAUUGAGGACUGUAAAGACUAUUCUACAUUCGAGCGUUAAGAUAAAAGCAGGAACAAUAAUGUUACAUUUGGGAAAGAUUCCUAACACCAGCGAGUCAGAGGUUGAGUCAUACAUUCUAAGAAUUCUCAAGAGUUUAAAAAUAGCAGAAGUCCACCAAUUACCCCACCCUAAACCCGAGCUACAACGAAGAUCGCUCUCUAGAGCAAAUCACAACAUGUUGACUGACAUUUUCCAAAAAAUUGGUAGCAAGGAUGAAACUAAGGAAGGACUGAAUUUAUUGUACGAAUUUAUGCAGCAGCAUCCGGAGGCAGACAUAGAGCCCUUCUUGAAGAAGUCCAGCAAAUUCUUUCAAGAUUAUAUCAGGAAUGGACUGAAAGAAAUCGAAGAUUCUAGAAAAACUGCAAAAUCAACCAUCGUUGAGAAAGUGGGCGAUCGAGCUCAAGAAAAUGAAUAUGCUUCACUGGCCACUGAUCGAGAAUCCGGUAAAGGUCCGGAAUACUGGAAGCAGAAACUGUACAUGUGGAAUGAUAUGUUUGAAAACGUUAAAACGGGAAAGACAACUACAUCUACCGAAUAAAUUUCAAAUACGAAUAUAACCAUUUAUAUAAAACGGUGCAUAUGUGCAAAUUCCCUUUGUUACUGUUCCUUGAACUUUGCACAAAUUGAACCGUUUCCGCAGAAAAUAUACACUUAACGGACUAAUUAAUUAGCUUAUUAACGUUGUAACUUCCCCGACCACUUUGUGAUAGUUCAAAUAUGUAGCAUUUUAAAAUUACAAUGACUUAAUUUAUAGUAAUUGUACACUUUUCAUUUUAUUUAUUGUCAUAUUUUUAUGUGUAAUCAUAUUUAUUGAAUGUGCCUGUUUUACUUUACUUUUUUUUAGACUGUAAGAAAAUGAGGUAUAUUUUUUACUGUUAUUUGUAGUAGUUCACUAGUAUCUAAUAAUAAACUA